AUGUCGUUUGUCCUCACGUGCCUAACUUACGGUCUGGUGUACGGUGUCGGCAUUGGAGUCGCCACAGGACCACCCUUAGCCUGUGUCAUGAGGUGGUUUCCCGGCCAUAAAGGUGUUGUCAGUGGUAUCAUCAUGGCGGGCUUUGGCGGAGGAGCAUUUGUGUUUAAUUACCUCCAAACAGAAUUUAUUAAUCCUCUCAACCUGAAGCCUGAUCUUACUGUGCACAAUGAAACAUAUUUUCAGGAGUCCAGUCUUCUUGACCGUGUACCCUAUUCCUUCCUUUUCCUCGGGGGUCUGUACUCGGCUAUUUAUCUCGUGAGCGUGGCUCUCAUACGUAACCCACCAGGCUUCUCUUUCAAGGAAACUCUCACUGACGAUAAGAGAGGACUAAACGCUCUUAUGGGUCGCAGCGAGAAGGCUAAACUACUAAAGUACGAGGCUUACGAUGCCGAUGAAGUUAGACUUGGACUACCGGAGGAGCCAACAAAAUCUCACCAAACCAUUUGGGAAGAUUCCUCCGGUUUGGAACUAAGUCCGAAAAAACUUUUAAAGCGGCGUGAUUUUUACAAACUCUGGUUCGUGUUGCUGUUGAAUGAAUCCAUUGUUAUUUUCAUCUCUUCCCUCUAUAAGGUUUACGGCCUAGAGUUCAUAGAAGACGACAGAUUUCUGGCAAUUACGGGGUCCUUCGCUUCGAUGUUCAACGCCCUAGGUCGGAUAAUGUGGGGAAAACUCGCUGACAGGUUCUCAUUUAGGUCAGCUGAAUGCUGUGAAGUGUGCGUAAACAGAGAGAAUUAUGUAACUUCGCCAGAUGGUAGUUUAUGUGCCUUCGUCUGGAAGCUGCAUGACUUUAUCACUGUGAUUAAGGCUGGGCAAAGGAUAGAGCGUAAAACGCCAUUCAACUUAAUUCAACUCAACUCAACUCAUCUCAACUUGUGGCAAAGAGUUAGUGAUGGCCAUACCACUUUCAGUUUGACCGCAUACACGUAA
Messenger RNA from Liolophura sinensis, 987 nucleotides. RefSeq lists its product as uncharacterized. Lineage: Eukaryota; Metazoa; Mollusca; Polyplacophora; Chitonida; Chitonidae. Gene Ontology annotation, molecular function: transmembrane transporter activity. The transcript has 7 exons. Bases 1 to 987 code for a protein of 328 amino acids. The record is from RefSeq and is a predicted model, not a curated record. Gene Ontology annotation, biological process: transmembrane transport.